Molecule: messenger RNA, 2340 nt
Organism: Protopolystoma xenopodis
Lineage: Eukaryota; Metazoa; Platyhelminthes; Monogenea; Polystomatidea; Polystomatidae
Source: the annotation of a GenBank genome assembly
UUCACCAUUCGUCGCUCGCAUCGUGGCUCAUCUCGACAUUCUGGCACCACCGAUUCCACAUUCUCGAUGCGUUCCGGAACUGCUCAGCCUCGUUCCACAUCCCGCUUAUCCUCUCCUCCACCUCAUCAACAGCAAUCAACUAAUGCAGGUAUAUCGCGCCACUAUACAAGUCAUCAGCACAGUCAUCGUCAUCUUCGACGUCACCGUCCUGGCUUUACUGCUGUGGCUGCCUCAGGAGGCUUUAAUACAUCUUCUCGUUCUAACGAUUCUCAAAGCGGCCUUCCCCUCAGUCAUCUGGCUGCAAGCCGAAUAUCUCUAACUUCUCCCACAGCUAAUACCAGUGUUGGCAAUGACGUCAUAAGCUUGCCUCUCUCAGACAUCAGCUCAUCUUCCCAUGUAGAUGAUCUCACAUCUAGUUCUCAACUAGACAAUUCUGAAGUACGCGAACUAAUGUCAGAAGAAGUGAUUGUCCAGACACUAACAGAACGAAGAAGCCCUAGAGUCAACUUAAGCCAACAUCGAUCCUUGGCCUCUGAUCCUCGAGUUACUGAAGAAGAUCUUGGCUCUGAUGGACAUUCUAAUGCAAAAGGGCGUAGUGGUUGUGCUUCAAACUCAGUCGUCUCUCCCACGACUAACGCUGAUACUGUGCUCGUAAGUGAGACUGAGUCAGAAUCUGAGUCAGGUGAACUUAGUGGACAGCAUCUUGAGAGAGAAGGAUAUGUAGUUAGAUCUACAAUUCUGGAAUCAGAGGCUCAUAAUUCGCCUACCCGGCCGCAUAGUGAUGGAGAAGAUGAUGGUGAUGAUACUGUAGAAGAAAAAGCCGAUAUCGACGAUGAAGAUGAUCGAGCCAUUAUUGAACCAGCUCCAGAUGAUAUCGAGGACGACAUGACGGACCGCGGAACCGACAAUGAACAAGAUGAUCAUGAGGCAAGAGCCAGGGUUGCUGAAAGAGUUCGUCCAUAUGAUGAUUUAUACUUUUCCUCUCAUGGUGAUGAAUACGAUGAUGACGAGGAAGCUGGUAAUGAUGAUGGAGAUAAUGACAACGACAACGAUGAUGACGAUGAAGUAGAGAGAGAACAGAACGACGAGGAUGACAAUGAUGAGCGUGGGGUUGAGGCUCAGAUUCGUGAACUCCUUCGAUCUCCUCAUCAUCGGGAAGAUCGAGAUCCCAUUUUAAAUGUAGACAGCGGCUCUGAUGUCAUUGAUUCCGACUCUUCCGAGAGGCGCCAAUAUAGUGCACUUAGGGGCCACAAUAUUUCGCGGCACUGUCCGAGACUUACGUUAGUGCCUUUGGCGUUUCGUGGAUCUGCUAGUGCUAUCGAGGGUGGUGGCUCUUCCAUUGCCACAGAUUAUGAUACUCUAGAAAGCGAUAUCUUGCAUGUAGGGUCUCGACCAUCCAUCGAUGUACCUAGUCGGCAUAGAAAAAGACGUCAUCAACGCAGUCGAAGCAGGAGUCACGAUGGUUGUCGAGGCAAUCGUUCGAAGCGGAGGACGCAGAGACGGAAGCCGAGCGAAGCUGACUGUGAGGAUAAUCUCGGUAACGACAUGUCUGAUGGGAGACGCCGCCAUAAAACAAGUGCUGCAUCCCGUAGUUCAUUCUCGGCUAGGCGCCGCCAUAGACAACAUGAAACAAAGCGUCAUCGCAGAAAGCGCCAUCAUCGAAUAGAUGACGCACCUGCCGACGAGACUUUAACUGAUGCCUCUUGCCUCCGAUGCAGUCGUCGUCGCCGUAGAGCUGGAAGUGAUUUAGACUAUCGCUGCGAUUCUCCUAUUUGCAGACGCCAUCAUAGAUACUCAUCCCUCGGUCGUGAUGCAGAUGGGAAUGGGGUCGGUGAUGGUGGCAGUAUGGGAAGAGACGUAGGAGGCGAAGCCGGUGGAGACCGGGCAAGUCUGGCAUCCAGCACUGCCGCAACUGUGGGUACUGUUGGCAGUAUCAUUGAUCUGGACGCCACCUCAGAUACUGGAGGUGGAUGGGGAGGUUCUGUAUCUAGUUCCAUUUUAGUAGCCGGCAGAUUCUGUGCCCCUGGCCCUUCGAAUGUUGGUCCUAGGGCUGUUGGACUCCUUGGCAGUGGAAGUGCUAUCUCACCAGCCACAACCCCUAGUGGGGGAGUGGAUGAGGAGGAGGAAGGUGAGGAUGAAGCUGACGAAAAGGAUUCACAAGUCGACGUACCUAGUCAUGCCAUAGCAGUAGAAGAAGAUCAACUUGAAGCCAGCGAUCAAGUUCGGCACUUAUGCACAGAUUCGAGUUCACUUUCGCUUCCGGUUUCUACUCAAUUCGGAUUGAAUCUUUCACUGGAAGUUUGCCUUAUCUUUGCGCUGCUCGUUAUGAUUUUGACGUAG